Messenger RNA from Protomyces lactucae-debilis, 2118 nucleotides. RefSeq lists its product as uncharacterized. The record is from RefSeq and is a predicted model, not a curated record. The transcript is spliced from 3 exons. Bases 140 to 1996 code for a protein of 618 amino acids. NCBI's taxonomy places the organism in Eukaryota, Fungi, Ascomycota, Taphrinomycetes, Taphrinales, Protomycetaceae.
GAGAGGUUAGCAGGGUACUAGCUGGGUAUUAGCUGGUCAGACUGAUUCGUAGCUGGGUCUGAGUGGUAUAGCAGUGACUAUGGCAGGCACAGAGUAGAGUACAAGCUAGAUGACUGGACACUGGCUGAUAGUAUGACUGAUGCCACCUUGUCUGCCUCCUGCGCACAGACCACGCCAUGAUGUUGCCUCCUUCCCUCUCCUUUCUUCUCUCUUCCAUUGCUUCCUGCUCUGCUCGCUGCUCUUUACUCUGCUCUCUCACUACUGCUUACUGCUACUGCCUACUGCUGAGUACUGCCACUCCAUGUUCCGACCAGCAGAGGACAUGGCAGAGGUCCAGCGCCUCAGAGCACAACUCUACCACGCAGAAUCAGAGAAGCAAAAGCUCGCAGAGUCUCUCCUCCUCAUAGCCGGCAAUGUCCCUGGCGAGAGACCCAGCUACUUGACUGCAGCAGCUGCACCUUACCACAACCCACCCUCGAGGCAACUCUACAGCACACCACCCUUCGUCUUGCCACCCAAGGAAAAGAAACCCGUGCCUAUCGUUGCUCCGUCAGCAGCACCAGCAAGCACCGAUCACCGUCCUGCUCACCAGGGUACCUCUGGCAAUAACGGCACAGAUUUCCCGACAGACGUGCUUUUGCUGGGAUCCAACGCUGGACGUGGUCCGUUCCUAUUCAGGCUCGAGUUCUCCGACGGGGAACGUCAAAUCGACUUUCCAGUCCAUGAAAACGAUGAUCCUGUCGAAGUGGUCCAGCGAUUGCGUUCACAAGUCACAGAGCCCUCUACGGAAGAGCAAGUUCUGUCUUGGGUCGAAGCAAUUCGAACAAAGAAGACACUCUGGAAGAAACGACGACAGCAGCAGCAACCUCGUGUCAAUCACCGCGCUGCCAUUACUCCGGGUCCUGCAGCCGCAGCAACACCCUCUGCCACAAUCCCAGAAUCCACCAGGACCUCCACCGAGGAAGCACGAUUCAGUGUGAUUGCUGAAACUGCACCCUCAGUCACCUCACAAUCUACCACAAAGGCCAAAGAGUCCCAUCAACCUGCAACUCACAAAGCAGUAAGAGUCGCCACACCCAAGUUAGAGCCACCUACCUUGGGUCAGAAAUUCGACGUGCCAGAGUUAACUACCUCUCAACAACCUGCACCUGCGGCUGCGGAUGAUUGGUAUUCCGCUCCUGCUGCUACAACGAUUCCCCAAGCUCAAGCUCCAACGGUGACCAAGACAGUAGCCAAGCAGGCUCCUGCCGCAGAUUCUUGGGAUACUGCACCUGCCACCACAACGGAGUGGAACGCUGCACCGGCUCCUGCCACCAAUGAUUGGAAUGCUGCACCCGCUCCUGCCAUCAACGACUGGAAUGCUACACCCGCUCAAGCUGAUUUCACUGAAGAGACUGCUCCUACUCAAGAUGCAUGGCAAGUUGAACAGCAAGAUGAUGUGUAUCAAGUUGAAGAGUCCUUUGGCCUGCAUCGUAAAUGGCCUUGGGUGGCAAAUGGCAAUGGCAACGGCAAUGGCAAUGCUACAAAUGGCCAACAGCAGAAACAACAACGUGCUCCUGCUCCUACUGCACCUACUGCUGCUGCCCCAUCCAGGGCACAGCAAGACUGGGAUGAUUGGCAAGCACCUUCUUCAUCACCCGUCGGUGGAGUCACACCUCAAAAGGCACCUGCUAGUGAUGACUGGCAAGCCAUCCCUUCACAAUCCUCAAUCCACUCGUCACCUCAGCAACUGCAACGUCCUGCACCCACCUCCCUUCCACCACAAGCCAGUGGAAACAAAAUGCCCGCUGUCCCAGCAAUGGCCGCUGCACCUCCACAGUUUGCAAAUAUCCAAGGAAACCCCAAUGCCGGUAUCAAUGAACGUCCACCAGCACCAGAACUUGUGGCACCCAAGUAUAGUCCUGAAGAGGAAGCUCAGAUGAAUGCUUGGGCCAAUGGUAGUGCUGCUGUUGCUGAACCUGGUACAGCAGCUGCUGCGAUGGAUGAUUGGGAGUGAUUUGAAUGAUGAUGAAAUUGAAGAUGGCAUUGAUUAACGACCUUGUCUGCAUUGAUUUUUGCGCGUUUGAGUAUCGAUUAGCCAGCAGUAGCGCUUGCCAUAGUCAUUUUGAGUCUUUUACA